This is a messenger RNA of Bubalus bubalis (water buffalo), 2060 nucleotides long. Its product is annotated as nuclear pore complex protein Nup54-like. The record is from RefSeq and is a predicted model, not a curated record. NCBI's taxonomy places the organism in Eukaryota, Metazoa, Chordata, Mammalia, Artiodactyla, Bovidae. Bases 363 to 1343 code for a protein of 326 amino acids. Gene Ontology annotation, cellular component: nuclear pore; nuclear pore central transport channel. Gene Ontology annotation, biological process: protein localization to nuclear inner membrane; nuclear pore organization; NLS-bearing protein import into nucleus. Gene Ontology annotation, molecular function: structural constituent of nuclear pore. The transcript has a single exon.
UUUUGGGGGUUUCGGAUUAACUGCUAAUCCUGCAGUGAACUUUAAUAUUGGGAAUUUCGGUGUUUCUACCACCUCGGCGACUCCGUUCAAUUUUGGUAACAGUCUGGCAAGUGCAGGUGGGUUUGGAGGAUUUGGGACAACAUCUACUACAGCGAGUUCUGCAUUCAGCUUUUCUACUCCAGCUAACACAGGCACUACUGGAUUCUUUGGUAGUACUCAGAACAAAGGUUUUGGAUUUGGGACUGGUUUUGGCACGACAACUGGAACUAGUACUGGCUUAGGUACUGGUCUGGGGACCGGACUUGGAUUUGGAGGAUUUAAUACGCAACAGCAGCAACAGACUAGCUGUAGGUUAUAGUUGCAUGCCCAAUAAUAAAGAUGAAGAUGGGCUAAUGGUUUUAGUUUUCAACAAAAAAGAAACAGAUAUUCAAAGCCAGCAACAGCAAUUGGUAGAAUCAUUGCAUAAAGUUUUGGGAAGAAGCCAGACCCUUACUGUAAACGUAGAGGGUAUUAAAACAUUGCCAGAUGAUCAGACAGAAGUUGUCAUUUAUGUUGUUGAGCGUUCUCCAAAUGGUACUUCAAGAAGAGUUCCAGCUACAACAUUGUAUGCCCAUUUUGAACAAACCAAUAUUAAAACACAAUUGCAGCAACUUGGUGUAACCCUUUCUAUGACUAGAACAGAGCUUUCUCCUGCACAGAUCAAACAGCUUUUACAGAAUCCUCCUGCUGGUGUUGAUCCUAUUAUCUGGGAACAAGCCAAGGUGGAUAACCCUGAUUCUGAAAAGUUAAUUCCUGUAUCAAUGGUGGGUUUCAAAGAACUUCUUCGAAGACUGAAGGUUCAAGAUCAGAUGACUAAGCAGCAUCAGACCAGAUUAGAUAUAAUACCCGAAGAUAUUGGUGAAUUACAGAAGAAUCAAACUACAACCAUGGCCAAAAUUGCACAAUACAAGAGGAAACUUAUGGACCUUUCCCACAGAACUUUACAGGUCCUAAUCAAACAGGAAAUUCAGAGGAAGAGUGGGUAUGCCAUCCAAGCUGAUGAAGAGCAGUUGCGAGUUCAGCUAGAUACAAUUCAGGGUGAACUAAAUGCCCCUACUCAGUUUAAGGGCCGACUAAAUGAACUGAUGUCCCAAAUCAGGAUGCAGAAUCACUUUGGAGCAGUCAAAUCUGAAGAAAGAUAUUACAUAGACGCAGAUCUGUUACGAGAAAUCAAGCAGCAUUUGAAACAACAGGAAGGCCUUAGCCACUUGAUUAGCAUCAUAAAAGAUGACUUAGAAGAUAUCAAGUUGGUAGAACGUGGAUUGAAUGAAACCAUCCACAUCAGAGGUGGUGUCUUCAGUUGACAGCUCACAAACUUGUGUUAAAGGUUUGUGAAAUACAUCUUUGUGUUACAUCAGGCCUCCUUUAAAAAUGAAACUGACCACAUGGAGGGGGUGGAAAAACAAUCCUCUCUCCUGACUUGAUUUUUGAGAAGGUUACUGAAAAAUUAUUAUUCAUCAAAUCUGAAAUAACAGUCACCUCACUGCUCUUCAGAGAUAGCCUUUUAAAGAUUUAUAUCUAAAAGCUGUAAUUACUUUAAAAGAGAAAUACAUAAUUACCAAAAAAUAUUUACUAUUCUACAUUUUUACAACAGCAUUGUUCUUAAAAAUAAUCAAUGUUUAAUGAUUAUUCUCCAUUGAGCCUGUACUCUGCUUUCCAUAGCAAGUAAAUAUGAAAUGUCUACUUUGCACAUAACAAAAUAAACUGUAUAAUUACUUGGCUGCUGGAGAUUUGUACUUCAGAAUGUAAAUGUCAGUUUUUAUAUUUGUGAAUUCAUCUGUGGGAGGAGUAAAGAAAAUCCAAGAGUAUUUAAUGAUUAAUAUGGUUUUCUUUUCAUUCUAUAAAGAUUUGAAUAUAUAUAUUUAUAUUAUUUUACUUAUUUGGAAUUUACAGAACACACGUAAGCAAUUAGGAUAUAACAGAAGAAUUACAUUUUAUCAUUUUUGCACCAUUUUUUGUUUUUUAAACCUCUUUAUUUCUAAAAAAUAUGAAAACAUAAAUAAAUUCUUGAUUAUAAUUAC